This is a messenger RNA of Paraphaeosphaeria sporulosa, 1123 nucleotides long. Its product is annotated as UreD-domain-containing protein. The coding region runs from base 116 to 1117 and encodes 333 amino acids. The record is from RefSeq and is a predicted model, not a curated record. Lineage: Eukaryota; Fungi; Ascomycota; Dothideomycetes; Pleosporales; Didymosphaeriaceae. The transcript has a single exon. Gene Ontology annotation, molecular function: nickel cation binding.
AAACUGAAAGCGGUCUUGCACUCUUGAAGACUCAACACAAUAGAGAGAAUAUGCUGUGCCGCUCGACUAGAUAACGCGCGCCCGAUGAUGCUUCACCUCAGUCCACAAGCCCACCAUGUCUUUCUCCUCGCCUUUCGCUGCAUCGACCGCCAAAGCAGGCCAUGGCUCCAUUAAGCUGUCGAUACUACCGCCCGACACGCCCGUUCUGCGCGAUGUCUCUUACCAAUAUCCGCUCAAGCUCGUGGCACCUGAUCCUCUGCCUCCGUCUGAAGACAAAAGCAACGGCCAUGCCCCGCGUCUCGUACAUACAGUAUUCCUUCUCACAUAUGGCGGGGGUAUAGUAGCUGGCGAUGCCAUUGACUUAUCCGUGAGUCUCGAGGACAGGACGAGGCUGGUCCUGCUCACACAGGGCUCAACCAAGAUUUUCAAGACGCCAGACCCAAGCCUGGUUUCCAGGCAGCACAUGGAAGUAACGCUAGCUGCCGGCGCUGCACUGGUCUAUCUGCCGGACCCCGUGCAGCCAUUCGCGCAGACGGCCUUCUCACAGUCGCAGAUCUAUCACAUAGACGGCGAGAAAAGCAGCCUCUGCGCCUGCGACUGGGUGACCAGCGGGCGUUCAGCGCGCGGAGAGAAUUGGGACAUUCACGAGUACAAGAGUAGGAACGAGGUGUGGGCUAGCGAUAAAUCAGGAAAGAAGAGAUUGCUACUGCGGGACAAUCUGAUACUGGAUAAGCAUGGGCGGACUGGCAUGCAACUUGCGGAAAGAAUGGAUGGCUACUCGGUGUUUGGCACGCUCAUCCUCCGUGGGCCUGCGUUCUCAUCGUUGGCACAAUACUUCAUGGUCGAAUUCGAGGCUCUGCCUCGCAUUGGCGGCAGGGAUUGGGGAGAUUCGGCACCGCUGGAACUAUUGCCACAUGAGCAGCGCCGUGUGCAGAGACAGAUCCGAGAGAAGAGAGAUGGCCUGGUUUGGAGCGCAGCGAAUGUACGGGGGUUUGUUUUGGUCAAGUUCGCCAGCAGAGAAGUUGAAGGAUCGCGCAACUUUUUGAGGGAUAUGAUCGCGAAUGAGGGCUCGGUAGCUACAUCCUUUGGCGAGAGAGCGCUGCUAUGCUUGAAAUAGACUCAU